Molecule: messenger RNA, 3012 nt
Organism: Cryptomeria japonica (Japanese cedar)
Lineage: Eukaryota; Viridiplantae; Streptophyta; Pinopsida; Cupressales; Cupressaceae
Exons: 8
Coding region: 1846-2880 (344 amino acids)
Molecular function (GO): protein dimerization activity
Source: RefSeq, a predicted model, not a curated record
GAAAAAAAAAGCACUCAAAAACUGUUGUCGCACUAAUCCGUCAAAGAGAUAAACUCGCCCUCACAUUUAUUCUUCAAAUGAAGUAGACAGUUAAUUCACACAAAUCCGGAGAUUAUAUAUAACUUCAGAUUUCAUGCUUGGCUUCGCUACAAGGAAGAUGAAUGGUACAAGUGGCAUACAGAUGCAUGCAGCUGCAGUGCCUCACACUUUCUUCAAAUUUCAGAGAAUCAGAGCUCCUCCAAUCGCAUUGCAUGUCUCCAAUUCAAAGGAAGUAGCAUCAUCAACUUCUUUGAUAAGUAGAAGAGCUGCAAUCCUGGGUUUGGUGCUACUCCCUUCAUUAAUUCAACCCACUGUACCAUCUCCUUGCAAAGCAGAGGUUGAGGAUGAAGACCAACAAGAAGAAGACAGAGUCGUCCAACUUUUUCAGCAAACUUCACUUUAGUAUUUGCCUCAACUUCAAGUUUCACAAAACUAUCCUAAAAUGUCUACUUCAGCUUCUAGACCCCCCAUUAGAAAGGACCCUACUUGGAAAUAUCAUGAGGAUUUUCUAGGGCAAGGAAAGGGGCAAACAAAAUGUAUGUUUUGGAAAACAAUAUUCCAUGGAGGUAUAUAUAGGCUGAAAUACCAUAUUGCUGGUGUGUGUGGAAAUGAUGCCGAACCAUGCCUAAAAGCAGUCCUUGAGGCCGUACAUGAAUGUUAUGUAAUGGUUGAGGAAAUUGAAAGGAAAAAGAAACAAAAGGAGGAUUGAGUGGCCAUUGGGAGAGAGACAUUUUUAGGAAGAGGGACAUAGUUAGGUUGUGUUGGAGGCCCUUCUUCCUUACCUCCAUAUCGUCCCAUUCAGUUUGCUACUGCUGGUGUUUCCGCUUCUACUUCUGCUUCUAUAAGUGGCAGUGCCACCGCCACUUCUCAUGCUCCUAGCACUAGUAGUUGUAGUGGGAGUGUUAGCACUGGACCUAGGAUUCGUAAAUCUAGGUUGGAUUCCUUCUUUGUGCCUCGCACUACUCCUGGGUCCCAAUCGUCGCUUGAGGGCAUGGGUUGGAACAAGGAAGUCCAUGAUGCUGCUAAAAUGGCAGUUGGUAGGUUUUGGAGCUACAAUUGUAUUCCAUUCUUUCUAGCCAGGUCUCCUUAUUGGCAAGAAAUGGUUGAUGCUAUUACCAUAUGCGGGGCGGGGUUCAAAGCCCCUAGUGAGAGUGAUUUGAGGGGACCCAUUUUGUCUCAAAUGGUGGAUGAUGUGAAGAAGGAUUUAGAUGAACAACGCCAGAUAUGGAGCACUAAAGGUUGCACCAUCAUGACUGAUGGUUGGACGGAUAGGAGAAAUAGAACUCUCCUUAAUUUUCUUGUUUCUUCCGCAGGGGGCACCGUUUUCAUCAAGUCCAUUCAUGCCUCCGCCCAUUGCAAGAAUGCCACCUACCUAUGUGAGCAGAUAGAGGAGGUGAUUGAAGAUGUGGGUGAGGAGAACAUGGUAUAGGUGGUGACCAACAAUGCGGCAAAUUAUGUUGCUGCGGGUAGACUAUUGAUGGAGAGGCACCCAUCUAUAGUUUGGACUCCAUGUGCUGCUCAUUGCAUUGACCUCAUGUUGGAGGAUAUUGGAAAAAUACCAUGGGUCAAGAGAUGUGUAGAAAGGGCAAAAAAUGUCUGCAAAUUUGUAUAUAAUCAUUCAUGGGUGUUGGCUCUUAUGAGACAAUACACAAAGCAGAAGGAGUUAGCUCGUCCAGGAAUCACAAGAUUUGCCACAAAAUUCCUUACAUUGCAGUCCAUGCUUAGGUCUAAGUCUGCCUUGAGACGUAUGAUUGUUGGUGAGGAGUGGUCUCCUCAUCCUAUGCUACCACCCCUGCAGGGAAAGAUAUGACAGACUGCAUUUUUGAUGAGCAAGACUUUUGGGUCCCUUGUGAUGAGAUAGUGAAGUUUGUUAAGCCCUUGGUGGUUUUGUUGCGAGUUGUGGAUGGAGAUAAGCCCGCAAUGGGCUAUAUAUAUGAGGGCAUGGAUAGGGCGAAGGAGGCCAACAGAUUCGUCUAUGGAGGAGAUGAGAGCAAGUAUGGUCCCAUUUGGGAGAUCAUUGAUAGGAGAUGGCAUCAUCAGCUUCAUAGGCCCAUCCAUGCGGCAACCUAUUAUCUGAAUCCGGCAUUCUGUUUUAUCCCUUCUUUCAAGGCUGAUGUGGAGGUCCAUAAUGGGCUAUACGCAAUCAUGGAGAAGAUGGGACCUGCCGGUAUUUCUCAGAUAGACCUUUUUCGAGAGCUACAAUUGUUCUCAGGUGCACAAGGGGAGACCUUUUCUCGUCCUGUCGCCAAAGACGGUAGGACAACUAUGAUGGCAGAUCAUUGGUGGAGCUUUUUUGGCCCAGAGACACCAAAUAUUCAGAAGUUGGCCAUUCGCAUCUUGAGCCAACCAUGUAGCGCAUCAGGUUGUGAGCGCAAUUGGAGUAUGUUUGAGCACAUACACUCCAAGAGGCGCAAUAGAUUAUCUGUGGAGAAGAUGAAUGAUCUCGUCUUUGUUCACUACAACCUCCGCUUGAGAAUGAGAAAGAAUGCAUUAGUUGACAUCUCUCCUAUCAUUCUAGAUGAGGUUGAUCUUGAAGCAGAGUGGGCCAAUGAGAAUCAGACAGCUCCUGGGACUCCUACAGCUGUCUUUAGUGAUGAUGACAUUGAUUGGAUCGACCAGGUAGAUAUAGAGGUUGAGGCUGUAGCCAUGGCAGAGGAGGAGCAAAGAGCACGAGCAGAGACAGGAAAUACUGAGACUCAGAGUGACACAACUGUUCCUGAUGUUGGUGAGCAUGGCAUGGUGUCACGGGGAGCGACUAUGGCUGCUGAAUCAUCCAGGACCUACUUUAAACGCCUUCGCAGGGGGCCAGGGCGAGAGGGUGCACGACCCUCAGAGCCAUAGGAUUCAACCAGAUCAGUUGUCUCUAUAAAAGAUAUCGAAGUGCUAAACUCCAGGGCAAUUAACCAGUCAUCAACAUCAGAACUGACAGAUGGAAAAGUGGAAGGCACAGGUUCUGGAUUUGUUUGGGACAAG